Molecule: messenger RNA, 3825 nt
Organism: Rhineura floridana
Lineage: Eukaryota; Metazoa; Chordata; Lepidosauria; Squamata; Rhineuridae
Product: zinc finger protein 665-like
Exons: 2
Coding region: 766-2253 (495 amino acids)
Source: RefSeq, a predicted model, not a curated record
GCGGGAGAUAUUCCGAGGGGCGGAGUUCUGGCAGUUGAGAGCCUCCAGGAAGGGGAAACCCGCGUGGUCAGAUCCUCGGGCAAAGGGGAAGCUGGUGCCUGGAGCGGACAAAGCGGUGAAAGGCAGGAAAAAAGCAUUAUAUGGAUCCCUUUGUGGUGUCUUUGUAAACAAGCAAGCACAAAGUGGGAAAAGAGACAUCUGGGAAUAGAAGUGACUUAAAAGGCAGAAGGAAAAUCAAUGAAAGAGGAAAUCCUGUACUUUGCAGGGCGCUGUUAUUGAUGAACUCUGGAUCCCCUAGGAAGAUCACUAAGAGAAAAGAAAGGGAAAGUGUCCAGUGUGGGCAAAAAUAUUAAAAAGUAAGCCAAAGUAAAAUUGCGGCACCUACAGAGGGGAAAAACUAUAUCAAUGCAUGGAAUGUGAAGAGUGUUUCAGACUCUUACCAGCUUACUUCACAUGAAAGAACCCAUAUAGAACAGAAAGCAUAUGAGUACCUGGAAUGUGGAAAGAGGUUCAGCAUGACCUCUCACCUUACUUUGCAUCAAAGAACGCAGACGGGGAGAAAUGAUAUGAAUGCAUGAGUGUGGAAAAAGCUCCAGUCAGAAGGGCCACCUUACUCAACAUAAAUGUACGCAUGCAGAGGAGAAACUGCAUGAAUACAUGUAGUGUGGAAAGUCCGUCCAUAUAAGAACUCAGCUUACUUUAUAUCAAUGAACCCAUACAGGGAAGAAAACGUAUAUAUCUACUGAAUGCAGAAAGAGCGUCAGUAUGAGAAAUAAGCUUACUUUACAUCAAAGAACCCACACAGGAGAAAAACCCUAUAAAUGUGCAGAGUGUGGAAUAAGUUUCACUCAGAGGCAUCACCUUACUUCACAUCACAGAACCCACACAGGGGAGAAGCCAUAUAAGUGUCUGGAGUGUGGAAAGAGUUUCAGUUGUAGUCAAAGCCUAGCUUCCCAUCAAAGAACCCACACAGGGGAGAAACCAUAUAAGUGUCUGGAAUGUGGAAAGAGUUUCAGUCAGAGUAGUAGCCUUUCUUUACAUCAAAGAAUCCACACAGGAGAGAAACCGUAUAAAUGCACAGAGUGUGGAAAUAGUUUCAGUCAGAGCCAAAGCCUUACAUCGCAUCACAGAACCCACACAGGGAAGAAGCCAUAUAAGUGUCUGGAGUGUGGAAAGAGUUUCAGUUGUAGAAAUAGCCUAGCUUCCCAUCAAAGAACCCACACAGGGGAGAAACCAUAUAAGUGUCUGGAAUGUGGAAAGUGUUUCAGUCAUAGUAGAAGCUUUUCUUUACAUCAAAGAAUCCACACAGGAGAGAAACCGUAUAAAUGCACAGAGUGUGGAAAUAGUUUCAGUCAGAGCCAAAACCUUACUUCGCAUCACAGAACCCACACAGGGGAGAAGCCAUAUAAGUGUCUGGAGUGUGGAAAGAGUUUCAGUUGUAGAAAAAGCCUAGCUUCCCAUCAAAGAACCCACACAGGGGAGAAACCAUAUAAGUGUCUGGAAUGUGGAAAGAGUUUCAGUCAGAGUAGUAGCUUUUCUUUACAUCAAAGAAUCCACACAGGAGAGAAACCGUAUAAAUGCACAGAGUGUGGAAAUAGUUUCAGUCAGAGCCAAAACCUUACUUCGCAUCACAGAACCCACACAGGGGAGAAGCCAUAUAAGUGUCUGGAGUGUGGAAAGAGUUUCAGUUGUAGAAAAAGCCUAGCUUCCCAUCAAAGAACCCACACAGGGGAGAAACCAUAUAAGUGUCUGGAAUGUGGAAAGUGUUUCAGUCAUAGUAGAAGCUUUUCUUUACAUCAAAGAAUCCACACAGGAGAGAAACCAUAUAAAUGCAUAGAGUGUGGAAAAUGUUUCAGUCAGAGCUCACACCUUUCUUCACAUCACAGAACCCACACAGGGGAGAAGCCAUAUAAGUGUCUGGAGUGUGGAAAGUGUUUCAGUUGUAGUCAAAACCUUACUUUACAUCAAAGAAUCCACACAGGAGAAAAACCCUAUAAAUGUGCAGAGUGUGGAAAGUGUUUCAGUUGUAGUCGAAACCUUACUUCACAUCAAAGAACCCACACAGGAGAGAAACCAUAUGAAUGUAUGGAAUGUAGAAAGAGGUUCAGUGAUAGUAGAAACCUUUCCUCCCAUCAAAGAACCCACACAGGAGAGAAACCAUAUAAAUGCAUAGAGUGUGGGAGCAGUUUCAGUUGGAGCCAAAGCCUUACUUCGCAUCACAGAACCCACACUGGGGAGAAGUCAUAUAAGUGAAGUGUGGAAAGAGUUUCAGUCGUAGUCAAAGGCUAGCUUCCCAUCAUAGAACCCAUACGAGGGAGAACCCACAGAGGGGCGAAGCCAUAAAAAUGUCUUGAAUGUGGAAAGGUUCAGUGCGAGCUCUUACCUUAAUUUGAACCACCAGUAUCGUCUUACUGCACACCAAAGAACCCACACGGAAGAAAGCAACAAUGCAUGGAGUGUGUAACGAACUUCAGUCAUAGUAAAAGCAAAUGAAGUGGCUGCAUCAUGGCCCUGCUUUCAGACUAUGGCCUUGCAACAUUUUAUCUGCUCCUAGAAACGGUUGACAUGGAUGAUUUUGAACCCAACUUCCAGAGUAUUGAUUUCAGCAACAAGGAAACCAAAUUGAGAAUCAGCUAAUGUCUGGGAUAGGUGUGAUAGCUUUCCCUAGUUCUCCAUUAAUCCCUUGUACCCACUGCCAACUGAUUAAAUUCUCACCAAGACACUUACUGUCAUGCCAUGCUCCUCCUCUCACACUCUGAGGGAUCUUCUCUCUCCUCCAACAUAAACAGUAAGCAUGGUUCAUUCUUGAUUGGCCUGUUUGUCCUUCGUAACAAAAUGAAGAAGGAUGUUGCUGUCCGAUAUUAGCUUAUACAAUUUGGGCAGAUGGACAGUGAAAAAAGCGGGUAAGAGAAAAAACAACGCAUUUGAAAGGUGGUGUUGGAGGAGAGCUUUGCGCAUACCUUGGACACACCCAGGGGAGAAACCAUUUAAAAGCAUGGAAUGUGGGAAGAGCUUCAGUGUGAGUAGUGCACUUAAUGUACAUCACAGAAUACACACGGGGGAGAAACCAUUGAGAUGUGAUGUGGCAUAGGCCGCCAUUAGAGCAAGGCCUGGCGCACUCGUCCGCCCAUGGAGCUGUUGUCACAUACUGCUGUUACCAAUAGAAGGCCUGACCUAACUGCCCCUGAGGAGUUAGGGUGUAGAUCUGCUCUAGUGAAGCGCUUCACUGACUAAACAACCUUAAAACAGGCUUUGGCUUCUUCAUGGAGUCUCCCACAAAACAGAAGCCAUUGUAAAUUCCACAACAGAUAUAUGGUGUGUGGAAAGCGUUUUAGUGAGAAUCGUCACCUUACUUUAUAUGAAAGAAUGCAGCCAGGGGAGAAACUGUAAAUGAAUGGAAUAUGGAAUGACCUUCAGUGUGGGCCUUGCUCUACAUCUUUAAAGUAGAGGAGUGGUGGAAUUUCGGUGGACCAAUGUAGUAUUUAGCAAUGUUAAGUAUGUAGUUAAUAUUAAUCGUACAGGCUAUCAAAGAUUAAAGCCCUAUACGGCUUUGGGCCAAGAUACCUAGAAGAUCAUCGCACCUCUUAUAUAUCCAACUAAUCACUGCAACUCCCUCCUUUACAUAUCAGAUAUCUGCUGUCUCGGUUUUCUUUUGGGCAUCAACUGAAGACCUUCCUUCCCCCCCCCAACCAAACUUUUAAAUGGAGAUCUUUAUCCCUGUUUGUAUUUGUAUUGGAUUUUAAAAUACUUUUAAUCAUUUUGAAGUAUAAAAUGGUUUUGUUGGUGUUUUGGGGAAGCAAUUAAUAAAUGGAAAUUAAAAAGUAA